Plodia interpunctella (Indianmeal moth) is the source of this 528-nucleotide messenger RNA. RefSeq names its product translocator protein-like. Bases 1 to 528 code for a protein of 175 amino acids. Lineage: Eukaryota; Metazoa; Arthropoda; Insecta; Lepidoptera; Pyralidae. The transcript is spliced from 3 exons. The record is from RefSeq and is a predicted model, not a curated record. Gene Ontology annotation, cellular component: mitochondrial outer membrane.
AUGAUACCUGCAAUAGUGGGCUGGAUAACAUACGCGAUAUCAUGCGUGAUGCUUCGAAGGCCAAAAGCCGAGAUAUGGGUCGAGAAGCUAAAGAUACCUCGUUUUUACCCUCCGAACUGGCUCGUUUUAACUAUAUGGACCAUGCUGUGUUUUGGUAUUGGAUACGCAUCUUAUAUGGUAUAUAUCGCGUGUGGAGGAUUCACUAGUGAAGCUGGUCUUCCACUGUCCUUAUACGGAAGUCAGCUCCUGGUGCUCUGGACAUGGUCACUGGGUUUCUUCUACUUUGUCAUAUUGGACAUAACUGCGGUGGCGUGUACGUCGACCUUUUUUCACGUCGAUAUAUACACAAUGUACGCAAUGGUGCCGUAUUUAGCAUUUCUUGGUUUUAUGUCUCUGAUGUUCUACAGGGCUUGGAAGCUCAACCACGUUAUUGAGAAUGAAGUCAAGGAACAACCUGUUAAUACAUCACCUUAUAUCACACAUAAAUACGUCGAGUAUGGCUUGCCUGUAUCACAGAGCAAGUUUUAA